This is a messenger RNA of Pelobates fuscus (common spadefoot toad), 644 nucleotides long. Its product is annotated as claudin-16-like. The record is from RefSeq and is a predicted model, not a curated record. The coding region runs from base 18 to 557 and encodes 179 amino acids. Gene Ontology annotation, biological process: cell adhesion; bicellular tight junction assembly. The transcript is spliced from 4 exons. Gene Ontology annotation, cellular component: bicellular tight junction; plasma membrane. NCBI's taxonomy places the organism in Eukaryota, Metazoa, Chordata, Amphibia, Anura, Pelobatidae. Gene Ontology annotation, molecular function: structural molecule activity.
ACAGCAAAGGUUCUGUAAUGUUGAGUGUUCGCUGUAAAGGCCUGUGGAGAGAGUGUGUUUGGGACAGGUUUGUGAAAAUCUGGACAUGUGAUGCAUUCAGCUCAUAUUUAAACCCACAUCCAGAGACUAUUGUUCUAACCAGAGCAUUGAUAAUCGCCUCAAGCAUAACAAGUGUUCUUGCAUUUCUAUUGCUUAUUUUUGGAUUUAAACAUUUCACUUAUUGUCAAGAUGGAUCCAUGAAAAUGCUGUGUCUGCAAAUUUCAUCUGGGCUCAGUUUCCUGGUUGGAAUGUCUUCCUCGGCUGGCGUUAUAAGAUACUGUGUCUAUGUUUACCAUGUCCAUCAGUACGAGGUGUCCCUGAAAAUCCCAGGAUUCCCUAGCUUUGAAUACGGUUACUCCCUUUGGAUGGCUGUAGGUGGGAGCUUAGGAGCCAUCACUACAGCAAUAAUUGCCUGGAAUCUGAUUCUCUGCAACAAGAAGCCGCAAGUGAUACAGAAAAAAGGAUUAAAUGGAAGCCAAUAUCCCGAAGCUUUGGAUGUUGUAAAAACAUAUGUUUAAGUAAAUCAGCCAACUAUGUCAACUAUGCUAAUAUUUACAUUAAUCAUUAGAGCAAACAUUGCUUUAACAUUUAUUAAAUCUUUUUUU